This is a messenger RNA of Halichondria panicea, 1570 nucleotides long. RefSeq lists its product as uncharacterized. The record is from RefSeq and is a predicted model, not a curated record. Lineage: Eukaryota; Metazoa; Porifera; Demospongiae; Suberitida; Halichondriidae. Gene Ontology annotation, molecular function: metal ion binding. The transcript is spliced from 2 exons. Bases 64 to 1362 code for a protein of 432 amino acids.
GGGAGACUCCUCAUACCCCAAAGAUUUCCACAUAAUCCUGCGCAUGCGUACCGCUGCGUAAUAAUGGCCACAGGCACAAUUUUAGUGCGCAGGCGCGGUUACGGGGGUGACAACAUUACUUUCGCAUUCGCUGCAACUCAAGCAAGCUCUGAGAGACGCUUCUGCUAUCUGAAUUCAAUUCAAAGUCAAAUGAUGGCUAAAGGCUCAACUCCUGCAAUUCUAGGCACGCUCAACUCACUCUUCGCCAUUCCACAAGUGCAGGAGCACCUCAACAGUUCUGGCUCAGUUAGUACUCCCAACAGUUUGGGACCAGCUACCAGCACUACCAGCAGUACUGCCGUCUCAACAGUUGCUGUUGCAGCUGGUACAGCUAACCCCACUCAACCUUCUCUCCCUUCCACCUUAGGAACGGCUGUUUCCUUGGAAGGCACGAUUGCGGGACUAGGGGUGCUACCCCCUUUGCACACAGUCGCAUCAUUGCUGCCAUCCGGUGCCGGGACACAAGGCAUGUGCAUCCAACCAUCAGUCCCACUCAUAUCUCAACCAGCUUCAGCAAUACCCAAUGCAUCGACAAUAUGGCGAGCAGCUGAGGCUCAGAGUAACUAUCUACCCCAACAGUCUAUCAGUCACGAGGGAUUGGUAGCAAGUUUAUACCUCGGUGAUGGGGUUGUGCCCGUACCUGAAAAGCUAAUGAAAAAAAUAUGGUCUUUGGAAUACAUCGAAAUGAACCAGCUACUACCCGAGGCUUGGGUGCAAGAUAGCUAUUCAGAAUCAUCGUCACAUUGUUGCCACAAUGCAAGUGCGAGCAAGCCUAAGAAGGGAGUUUCUUCUAUAUUCUCGUGGAUACAGUGCUACAGCACUCUGGUGAGCAUACUCGCUCACAAAUUCCCGUCUAAGGUGCCUCAAUUGAUGGCCUACCAAUCCAUCAUUGUAAGAUGCUACACGGAUUACGAAGGAGACGGUUGGUUGGCAUAUGACAGAGCAUAUCGGCGGAAAGCGGCAUACGAAAAGUGCCUGGACUGGUCGAAGUUAAAUGUUGCAUUUUAUCAAUUCUGCCUCGCAGGCAAUGCAAAGAGGAACGCGGUUUGCAGAAUUUGUUUGAGACACGACCACCAGACAGCCGACUGCAAUGAAGCAGAUAAAAACUACCUGAGGUCAGGGUAUCCCACACCCGAUGUGGGAUUCAGCAGACCGGUAAAUUCAGGGGUGGAGAUUUGCAGGCUCUACAAUGCAAUCGGCGAAUCCAAGUGUAAGUAUAAAGAAUGCAGAUUCGCGCAUUUAUGCAAAUUCUGCAAAAAGCCACAUCCAGCCCCAAAGUGCCAAGGAUCGGGAAAGACUGCAAAACGUAGUAGGCCAUUCUAGAGAGACAAACAAGCAAAAAACUGAGAACUCAACGAACUAUAUUACUAUAUAUACAUAUCUGAGUGUGCUUAGUCAUUAAUAAUUAUUAUGCUAUAAUUAUUAUUACUCAUCUCAGCUGUUUAUGCUUAUCAGAUUGCUCAUGGGCCGCUUGCUUUAAAUGCGCAUGUGGUGAACAGCAUUUUGUAUUAUUAUGUGCAUGCAAUGUCAC